This is a messenger RNA of Phragmites australis (common reed), 1772 nucleotides long. RefSeq lists its product as uncharacterized. Gene Ontology annotation, biological process: regulation of gene expression. Gene Ontology annotation, cellular component: nucleoplasm. Gene Ontology annotation, molecular function: RNA binding. The transcript is spliced from 7 exons. The coding region runs from base 189 to 1376 and encodes 395 amino acids. The record is from RefSeq and is a predicted model, not a curated record. NCBI's taxonomy places the organism in Eukaryota, Viridiplantae, Streptophyta, Magnoliopsida, Poales, Poaceae.
CGCGGCUUCCGCGUCCUCGCCGCCGCCUCCGUCGUCUCAUCCCCUCUCUCCUACACCCAUCUCCUCUCUCGCCUCUCUCUCUCUCUAAACCCGCACCCGAAGCAGCGCUCCUAGGGUUUGCUCCAACCCCCAGUCCCACCUCCCGAUCGCUCCGAUUCCAAGGCGGCGGCUGCGAGCAAGCUUGCGGCAUGGCGGGGUACCCGGAGGACAACCAGCACGCCCUGAACGGCUACGAGGAGGAGGAGGUCGACGAGGAUGAGGGCCACCCCGGGAGGCGGGGAGGCCGGGAUGGGGGCGCCGGGUACGGCGAUAACGGCGGAGAGGACGGGAGAGGGGCGGGCGGUGACUCGUCGGGGAAGAUUUUCGUCGGAGGUGUUGCUUGGGAGACAACUGAAGAAACGUUCUCCAAGCAUUUUGAGAAGUAUGGGGCAAUAGUUGAUUCUGUAAUUAUGAAGGACAAGCAUACUAAGAUGCCUCGUGGAUUUGGAUUUGUUACAUUUUCUGAUCCAUCUGUUAUAGACAAGGUUUUGGAGGAUGAGCAUGUUAUAGAUGGCAGAACGGUUGAAGUCAAGAGGACAGUCCCGAGGGAAGAAAUGUCAACCAAAGAUGGCCCCAAGACAAGAAAGAUCUUCAUUGGUGGGCUACCACCAUCACUAACUGAAGAUGAUUUGAAGGACCACUUUUCCUCGUAUGGUAAGGUGGUUGAACAUCAGAUAAUGCUUGAUCAUAGCACUGGGCGUUCAAGAGGGUUUGGCUUUGUCACUUUCGAAAGCGAGGAUUCUGUUGAAAGGGUCAUAUCAGAAGGGAGAAUGCGUGACCUUGGUGGGAAACAGGUUGAAAUUAAGAAGGCCGAACCAAAGAAACAUGGGUCUGAUCACAGUAGCAAUGGGAGAUCUAGUCAUGGGGGUGGUGGCUACCGCAGUUCUUACCGUAGUGGUGGAGGUGGUGGUGGUAGUAGUGGCGGCGGCGGCGGCGGCAGCAGCAGUGUUGGUGGCAGUGGUGGAGGUUAUGGAUAUGGUGGUGGUUAUCGAUCUGCUGCUGCUUCAGGUUAUUAUGAUAGCGGUGCAGGUGCAGGAGCAGGAUAUGGCUAUGGUAGAGGGUACGCCUAUGGAGGCAAUGCUGGGUUUGGGCCUGGUUAUGGUGGUGGUUAUGGCGGCUCCAUGUAUGGAGGUGCUUAUGGUGCAUAUGGUGCCUACGGAGGGGGUGCCUAUGGAGGGGUUGCCUAUGGAGCUGGUGCAUAUGGAGCUGGUGCCUAUGGUGGAGCCCCAGGUGGUUAUGGUGCCAGUGGAUAUGGUAGUUACGGGGGAGCAGGUGGUGCUGGUGGCGGGAAUGCUGGUGCUCGGGGUUCCAGCAGGUACCACCCAUAUGGAAAAUAAGAUACACACUUAAUCAGUUCUUCAAGGAUACAGGAGCGUGCGCAUCAUCCUGUUGUCUCCUAGAAAUUCAGUUUUCAUCCUUUGUUACCGAAUCAGCGGCAUCUGAACAUUCUUGGGUUGAAUCAAGGUCGUAACUGGAACAACUGUGUAAUUGUAGUUGCUGAGCCUCCCCGCCUGCCCUAGUUUGCUGUAGAAGCUACACAUGGAAGCUUUGUUGUAUUCUUUAGCUUAAUAUGCAGAGCGCUUAGAACAAGCCUUAUAUGGCAGGAACAAUAUCUGGUGCGGUAGAACUAUAUUUUGUGCUGUAACAUUGCCUUUGCAAGCAGGUAACUGUCGCCAUCUGUGAUGAUUGGUAAUUACAAGUAGGAACACUUAAAAGGAUUUGGUUUAAGCUUC